This is a messenger RNA of Hyla sarda, 1370 nucleotides long. RefSeq names its product oocyte zinc finger protein XlCOF6.1-like. Lineage: Eukaryota; Metazoa; Chordata; Amphibia; Anura; Hylidae. The record is from RefSeq and is a predicted model, not a curated record. Gene Ontology annotation, molecular function: RNA polymerase II cis-regulatory region sequence-specific DNA binding; DNA-binding transcription factor activity, RNA polymerase II-specific. The transcript is spliced from 2 exons. The coding region runs from base 117 to 1247 and encodes 376 amino acids. Gene Ontology annotation, biological process: regulation of transcription by RNA polymerase II.
GAGAAGACCAAACAGUCCUACCCCAAGGGGAGCUGCUACUGGAGAUCGAACCAUCUGAGAAAGAAGUUAGAUAUAUUGGUACAAAAUGGAUAAAUUCUGGGGUACAACCAAAUUAGAUGCAUAAAAUUUUAUUCCAUCUUCCGGCAUCAAUGACAUUCCGAUGUAGCAACUCUACGUAUACUUACAGAUGUGAUGUAGCAAGCUGCCAUGCCACCCCACAACCACAUUGCAGGAGUGCCUAUAGCAGGGAUGACUGUACCAGGAGAUCAGAGGAGAAUCUUAUAUCUUCAUAUUAUAAAGCAGAUGAUGAUAUCACACAAGAUACAUAUGAAGAACAUUCCAUUAUCCCAGAUACACCCUCAGCCCUUCACAGCCAAGAUCUGUCAUCUCAUCCUGUUACACCCGUCCUGUCUUCUGAUUCAUCACAGAAUGUUAAGCAAAAUAAUGAAAAGCCAUUUUUUUGUUCCGAAUGUGGGAAAUGUUUUAUUUCGAAAACGCAACUUAUUAACCAUGAUAAAACGCACAUACGUGAGAAACUAUUUCCAAAUCAAGAAUGUAGGAAAUAUUUACCUCAGAAACAGGAUCUACAUCAGAGAACUCAUGCAGGAGAGAAUCUGUUUUCAUGCCCAGAUUGUGGGAAAUAUUUAACUCUGAAAUCAAAUUGUGGCGAACAUCUGAGAACUCACACGGGAAAAAUAACAUUUUCAUGCCAAGAAUGUAAAAAAUGUUUUACUCGGAAACCAGAUCUUAUGCUGUAUCGGAGAACACACAUAGGAGAGAAGCUAUUUUCGUGUCCUGACUGCGGGAAAUGUUUUACUCGGAAAUCAAAUCUUGAGAAACAUAAAAAAAUCCACACAGGAGAGAAGCCAUUUUCAUGUCCAGAAUGUGAGAAAUGUUUUAAUCGGAAAUCGCAUCUAGUUAAUCAUCAAAGAACUCACACAGGGGAGAAGCCAUUUUCGUGUUCACAAUGUGGGAAAUGUUUUACACAGAAAUCUAGUCUUGCCAAACAUCUGAAAGCUCACACGGGUGUAAAGCCAUUUUCGUGUCCGAAAUGUGAGAAAUGUUUUACUGUGAAGUCAAAUCUUUCUAAACAUUUACAAACUCACACAGGGGAGAAGCCAUUUUCAUGCACAGAAUGUAGGAAAUGUUUUACUCAGAAAUCAAACCUUGUUAAACAUCAAAAAACUCACAAGGGGAGAAGCCAAAUCUGUGCACUAAAUGGUGUCGGAAAUACACACAUCAACUAAAUAAACUAAUGCACCCAACGUAGAAAUCCCCAAUUAAAGGGGUACUCCGCUGCUAGACAUUUUAUCCCCUGUUCAAAGCAUAGGGGAUAAGAAGUCUAAUCGCGGGGAUGCCGCUGCUAGGGC